CGCCAUCGUGACGUCUGUUACCAUGGAAACGCUUGCAUUCCUCGCCCCGCAAGCACACGGGCCGACCCUCUGUUUCCGGGGUCCGAGCGCUUGGAUAAGCGUAACGACGGCCAUAAUAACGGCUGGAGGAGGAGUUGCUUGGCUUGACAUAGUGGGAGCAUUUUCUGGUGGACCUUAUGGCUGAAGAUUCUGAAUGGGUGCUGGAGAGCGUACUGGGCUUCCUCAGCGGCCCUGUAUGGACCGGGCCUGUUACGGAUUUCAUGGAUCACAAGUGCUCAGUUUUUGAUGACGAUGAAGAGAACAAAUUAUCAUAUACGGAGAUACACGCUGAAUACAGGCAGCUGGUGGAAAAGCUUCUAGAGAGCUAUCUGAAUGAAAUUGGUAUCAGUGAAGAGCAGUUUCAAGAAGCGUGUGCAGCUCCUCUGGCUCAUUCUCCAGAACUGCAGACCGUUUUACAUCCAGUGCUCGCUGUGGAAGAUUUUAGGAUGUUCAAAGCCAUGAUGGUGCAAAGAAACAUCGAACUACAAUUACAAGCGAUUCAAAUUAUACAAGAAAGAAACGGUGUGCUCCCAGACUGUUUGCAGAAUGGUACCGAUAUCGUUUCUGAACUUGAACAACAGGAGAUUAAGCUGAUAGCUGAAGCGUUAAGGAUAUCCAAAGACGAAUAUGAGAAGGAACAGCAGCGCAAAGUUACCAAGGAAAGAUUUGUGUCUCCUGAACUUGAGGAUCACAAAAAAGAAGUCUCCACUGGUGAUGAUAAAACAAGCACUGCAGCAAACCGCAGUAAGGGCCACAAUGCCAGAAAACAGCCCCAGAAACUACACGAACAUUUAUACAACACACCCACCGUAAAAUUAAAAGAAAUGAGUAACACGGAAGCAGCAGAGGCAUGGCUGGAACAAGCACGAAAAGAGGCCGGCAUACAAGGUUGCAUGUCUAGUUUAUCUAAAGUGGAGAAGGAACAGCUCCGACAACGCGCUGAAUAUUUGAAGCAAAAAAGAGACCACCUGCUGGCCAAGAAGUUGGAUGUGAAGAAUACAACACAGGCCCCGGAAGAUUGUAAAGAACAGGCAUCAAGUUCUAUAAAGGAUAUGACAGAAGAAGAAAAGAAAGACUUACAGAAGAGGAAACACCUGGCUGAAAAACUUAAAGAAGAAGUGAUCAAUAAGUGAUCCAUUCUCCUGAGCCGCCUUUAAAAUGUAUCUAGUUGCCAAAGCCAUUCAUAUAUUUUUUUGGUAUGCCUUAAAUUAUAUAUAUAUAAUUAUACACAUACAUAUUUAGUAAGAUGCAUUCAAUGUUUAUGAGGAACUAAAGCUGAUAUGUGUUAAACCUACUACACAAUAUAAUGUGUAUCAGGACUUUCAUAAAUGUAGCUUAGGAAACACAAACUAAGCUCACUCGAUUUGAGAAGUAACUGGUCAUGAAACUAGUUCUUAAAGGGAAACAGUAACUUUCAAAGCUCCUUUUCAAUGUAACAUUGCUGUAAAUAAAACCUGCAUUAGAAA
Molecule: messenger RNA, 1505 nt
Organism: Spea bombifrons (plains spadefoot toad)
Lineage: Eukaryota; Metazoa; Chordata; Amphibia; Anura; Pelobatidae
Gene: CFAP36
Product: cilia and flagella associated protein 36
Exons: 10
Coding region: 177-1172 (331 amino acids)
Cellular component (GO): ciliary base; axoneme
Source: RefSeq, a predicted model, not a curated record